Molecule: messenger RNA, 1776 nt
Organism: Rubroshorea leprosula
Lineage: Eukaryota; Viridiplantae; Streptophyta; Magnoliopsida; Malvales; Dipterocarpaceae
Source: the annotation of a GenBank genome assembly
ACGAUUCCUCAAAUAUUACUUUUGAUACUCUGUUAGUGGUAUCAGAGCCUUUUUUUCUCUGAAAACAAGUUUGAUCCUGAAACCAUGGCCAACCAAAGCCCCUCAACAGACUCAAGCAAGACUACCAUCACCACUCCAGCAAUUGUUGCCGCUCCAACUGUUGGCAACCCAAACACCAAUUCAACCAAUGUCAUCACCUUCAACGUUGCUGUUCAGUUUCCAGUGAAACUCACUACUGAUAACUACUCAAGUUGGAGUAGGCAAUUUAUUUCACUGCUCAAAGUCUAUCGGUUGUACGAGUUCUUGCUGGGAAUGAGGCCAUGUCCACCUAUAGAUCCCACUCCAAACUCACCUUAUGAUGUUUGGGUGAGACAAGAUCAAUCCAUUCAACAUGCAAUUUUGACUUCAAUUGCUCAAUCAACAGUUAUUUCCUUGAUAAGGACGGUGGUAUUGAUUGAUACAAAACAUGUCUUGUGGCUAAAGGAUUUCACCAACGACCUGGGUCCGAUUACUUUAAUACCUUUAGCCUGUACCGAAAAGUUAGUUGAAUCAAUUAUUUCCUUAAUGGGUGCCACUUUCUCUAUCAAAGAUUUGGGUUGCCUCAAUUAUUUUCUUGGUGUGAAUGUUAUCUUUACCAAUGUUGGUCUCUUUUUGUCACAAGCUCAAUACAUCCGUGAGCUAUUGGCCAAGUUUGGCAUGAGUGAUGCUAAGCCUGUGCAAUCCCCAUUGUCCAUUGUCCUGUUGCAAUUACAUCAAGGGAAUCAGCUCUUUGAUGCUCAACCGUAUCGUCAACUUGUUGGUUCUUUGCAAUACCUUGCUCUUACUUGGCCGGAUAUCUCUUUUGCUGUUAACAAAUUAUCUCAGUUUCUUCAUGCUACGUCUGAUGUUCAUUGGCAAGCUACGAAGCGGAUUUUGCGGUAUCUUAAAGGUUCUUUAUUUCAUGGUCUUCUUCUCUGUCAACAACCGAUCUCUCCUUUGCAUGCUUUUUCUGAUUCAGAUUGGGCUGGUGACAAGGACACUUAUCAUUCUACAACUGGAUAUGUGGUGUUCCUCGGCAGUAAUCCCAUUUCUUGGCGAGCCUGCAAGCAAAGAACUAUUGCUCGUAGUUCCACCGAGGCAGAGUACUGUGCACUCACUGUUGCUUCUUCUGAAUUGGUUUGGCUUAAGCAUCUACUUCAUGAACUUGGCCAUCCUAUAUCUGAAUGUCCUACAAUUUACUGUGACAAUGUUGGAGCUACCCAUCUGAUUCUUUCGGAUGAUGCAGCUACUAAACACUGGGGGAAAUUACUGCAUACCAUUGUCACCCUUUCGUCACGGCCAGAACAAGAAAGAGUGGAGCAAGAAUCGAAACUGCUAGACGUUGCAGAAAAUGUAAGAUAUACUGUUGCCUUUGUUAAACUUUAUAAUGUUGGGAAGAAAGAGGAGGAUCCAUUGUUUACUGAUAUAAAAGAUCCAAAGCAAUUCUUGGUGGCUUCACUGGCAAGGCUUUCUUCUCUUUCCUCUGGGAGGUACGCACAGAUCAUCAGUGAACAUCUUGAGCCAAUGAAUCAAGCUGCUUUACUUCAGCACUAUCGCACUUAUAGUUGCUUUAUAGUUUGAUAUCUUGUCUCUUUUUUCAUUGGGCUUAAGAUAUAUAUAUAUAUUGUUCUCUGCUGUUUUCUUCAUUUUGUGUCCAAACAGAGAUUAAUCCUGCUUUAUGAUUCCUGUUAAAUGUUAUAAUUUAUAUACAUUGCUGAACCAACAACUUAUUAGUCUAAAUGAAAGGAGCGGUCUUGA